GUUGAUUGUGUCAGCUACAGACCGAGGGUCACCACGGCUCAUGGGCAGUGCUACACUCACCGUCAUUGUCCUCGACCUGAAUGACAACAGUCCCACCAUCCCACUGCCAAAGCUGGUGCGCGUUCCAGAGAACAACCGCCUCCGCGAUCACCAUGAAGACAAUCGCCGGCAGAUUCGCGACCUCUGCGGCUAUGGGGAACAACUCUGUCUCGCCGCAGCUCGGUCGCCGCAGCCACCUCCGCCCCCACUGACGUCACCAACCCACACGCCCACAACGCCGCAUGUAACAAUGUCAGAGUUUGCAAGUUCCGGGAGCAGCAUAGUUACUGUGACAGCCACUGACCGUGAUCCUGGUGAAAAUGGGGAAAUCAUGUACAGCCUGAAAUCCCCAAAAACUGGAGGAUUUUCCAUUGACCCUCACAAUGGGACUCUGUUUACUGUGAGGGAUGUGGAUCUGAGGCUGGCUGAACCUUUGGACCUGGUGAUUGAAGCACGAGACUGCGGCUCCCCACCUCUCUCUUCUUUUACCACGGUUCAGAUCCAGGUGCUGGACAUCAAUGACCACUCUCCAUCCUUCACUCAGCCCGAGUACAAGGCUCAGGUACUGGAGGACCUGCCUCCAGGAAGCACCAUCCUGACCCUGGAGGCUAUUGACUUGGAUUACUCCUGGGAUAACAGUGGCCUUGAUUACAGCAUUAUCAGUGGGGACACAGGUAAUGUGUUCCAGCUGCAGAGCCAACUGCAGGUUAUAGACGGUCACUUUAGGACGACUGCCUCUCUCAUACUGCUCGACACUUUGGAUUUUGAAACUGUCACCAAGUACAAUUUAACCAUCGCAUCAUUGGAUUAUGGAGUCCCUCAGCGCAGUGCACUCGCCUCUGCCGUCAUUACAGUACAGGAUGUCAAUGAUAAUGCUCCUGUCUUUAACCGUACUCAAUACAAAGUGACUGUGAGUGAGGAUGUUGCUGUAGGGACUGAGAUUGUCCGAGUGGCAGCUCAUGACCUUGAUUCUGGGGGUGACUCUGUGCUGCGAUACAGUAUCAGCUCAGGUGAUGAAGAUACGCAGUUCGAGGUGGGUGAGAGAACAGGGAUUGUCAAAUUACGUAAAGCCCUUGAUCGUGAGGCACGGUCUCGGCACACAAUCAUCAUCCAGGUGACCGAUGGCCAGGCCCCUCAGGCUAACUUUGCCCUGGUCCCACUGACAGUGGAACUAAAGGAUGUGAAUGACAACCAACCCUUCUUCCCAAUGCAAACACUGAGUGCUAACAUCCGCGAGAAUUUGCCAGCUCAUUCGCUCGUGGCCAAAGUCCGUGCCAUCGACUUUGACUGUGGAAGAUUUGGUGAGUUACAAUACUCGAUCAUCAGCCAGCCCAUCUCCAUGACAGGCUUUGGGAAAGACAAAGAAAUGUUUGACAUUAACCAGCUGAGCGGAGAGCUUCACACAAAACUCUCAUUUGAUUUUGAGAAGUUGAACUCCUUUCAGGUUGUGGUGAAGGCAGUGGAUUCUGGGAACUCCUCAGCCACUGUCACUGUCCAGGUCCAUGUGACUGGGGAGGAUGAGUACGAUCCCAUUUUUGUCAACCCCGUGUAUAACUUUGUUGUCCCAGAGAACGCAAAGAAGGGCCAGAGCAUUGGGCAAGUGAUAGCCACGGAUGAGGAUGGAGGUCUCGAUGGGAUUGUCCUGUACUCACUGUUAACCCCAUCACAGUACUUUGAGGUGAACAAAACUACAGGUGACAUCAUCCUCAAGAUGGACAAUCAGAGACACCAAGGCAAACGAUCAAAGAGAGAAACUCGGACAAUGACCCUCAACAUCCAGGCCAAGAGCCCACUGGUAUCCUCCAGAUUCUCCAGCACCAAGGCACAUAUUGACAUCACUCAGACCUCGUUUGGAUUAACAACUGAGCUCAAUUGGUUGCUGAUAGUUGCCUUGGCAGCGUCACUGGGAAUUGGGGGGAUUCUUGCCAUCAUCGGCUUGGCCCUGGUGAUCAUCCGAGCCAGGAGGAGAAGGAAGAACCAAGAGGCAAGCAGCGGCUCACAGCUCGACAACAUUCCGGAACCCACCUUCCAGAAACUGGGAACUGAGGAUGCCACUUUACCAUCCAGUGACCGUAUC
This is a messenger RNA of Chiloscyllium plagiosum (whitespotted bambooshark), 2116 nucleotides long. NCBI's taxonomy places the organism in Eukaryota, Metazoa, Chordata, Chondrichthyes, Orectolobiformes, Hemiscylliidae. The record is from RefSeq and is a predicted model, not a curated record.